AUGGAGUUCCCCAGAGAAGGUCUAUCUAACAAUAAACCACCGGCCCUACUUGGCACAAACUUUUCCUACUGGAAAGCCCGAAUGCAAAUAUACAUUCUAGCACAAGGAGAAGGUGUCUGGAAUGCUAUAGAAAACGAAUGGAAAACUCCAGUCGAUGACAAAGGAAAUGAAAAACCUAGAACCGAUUGGAGUGAAGAAGAGAAAACUGAAUAUGACUUUAACUCAAAAGCCAUGAAUGCAAUAUAUGGAGCGGUAAGCGAAGACACUUUUAAGCUAAUCGCAUCAACCCGCAUAGCCAAAAUUGCAUGGGGUAUAUUGUGUGAUCAUCAUGAAGGAAACACAACCGUUCGACAAUCUAAGCUUCAAAUGAUACAAACUGAGUUUGAAAACCUGAAAAUGGAAGAGGAAGAAAACAUCACCCAAUUCAGUGCCAGAGUUUUAAGCAUAUCCGGAGAUGCAUUCAACCUAGGCGAACCUAUACCCGAACAUAGGAUCGUCAAAAAGGUAUUACGCUCACUACCUGGGAGAUUCCAAAUGAAAGUCACCGCUAUCCAAGAAAACAAAGAUCUGAACACAUACAAACUCAGUGAUCUAAUAGGAAAUCUCCAAACUUAUGAACUUGAGAUACUGCAAAACCAGAAGAACAAUGGUAAAGGAAUAGCACUACAAUCCAAACAGGAAGAGAACUCGGAAACUGAUUCAGAAACCUUGGAACAGUCCAUUGCCCUAUUGACAAAGAAUUUCAACCGAGUUCUCAAAAAGUUCAAUAGAUCCAGGAAUAAAAAUUUUCAAAACAGCCAAGGAAAUUCUACAAAUCAAAAACCAUCCAAUCCAAAAAGAAGAGACAAUACAUUCACAGAAGGAAUACAGUGCUAUGAGUGCAAAGGCUUUGGACACAUUCAAUCUGAAUAUAGCGAAGAAGAUGACAGCAACACAAAUUUUGUGGCCUUUACUGCUAGUCAUGAAGAUAACAACAGUGAUGACAUGCAAGAAUUACUUGAAGCAUACACACAAUUAAAUGCCAAGUGGGAACAAAUCAUCAAGAAAAACUUAGAGCUCAUGGAGGAUAACCAUUAUUUGAAGAAUGAAAAGGAACGAAUAGAAAAGCAAUACGAGGAAACCCAUCACGAACUGUUAAAUGCAAAAACCAGAGAAGCCAAGUUACUACAGGAAAUUAAGGAACUUACCGAAAGGCCCAGGACUCCAAACACGAUCACCAGUGAGAAUGACCAACCUGAAAUACAGGAAGUGUCGAAACAACACUUCCGACAUCGAAGAAGAAUAAGGUGCUAUUAUUGUCACAAACUAGGACACAUCAAAGCACAUUACUACAAGAGACAAAAUGAUUACUACUACAGACAAAACAACAGAGCAUGUCCACCACACAACAUAAAUAAUGGUAAGAAAGUUUGGGUAAGAAAAGACCAAUAUGUUGCAUACACCUCCAAGACAAACAAAGAGCAUGAUAUAUGGUAUUUUGAUAGUGGAUGUUCCAGGCAUAUGACAGGAAAUCCAGAAAACUUAGAGGACAUCCAUUUUAAGGAUGAAGGGUAUGUUACCUUUGUAGAUGGAGGAAAAGGUAAAAUUGUUGCAAAUGGAACUUUGAGUGUACAUGGUUUACCAAAACUAUCAAAAGUAUUCCUAGUACAAGGGCUGAAAGCAAACUUGAUUAGCAUAAGUCAACUAUGUGAAGAUGAACUUAAAGUGGAAUUCACAAAAAAUAGUUGCAACGUCCUUAAUCAGAAUCAUGAAUGUGUUAUGAUCGGAAGAAAAUCCUCAAAUAAAUGCUACACAAGGGACGGUGAUUUAUCUUGUCUACAGACAACCAUCAAUCAAACACAAUUAUGGCACCAACGGAUGGGUCACAUAAACUUUCAUGACAUGAAAAAGGGUUUGAAGAAGGGAGCUUACCGAGGAAUUCCAACACUUGACAUUGAUGAAAACAGAAAAUGCGAUGCAUGUCUUGAAAACAAAAUAUCCCGAACAGCCCAUAAGAAGACCACAUGA
This is a messenger RNA of Ipomoea nil (Japanese morning glory), 2007 nucleotides long. RefSeq lists its product as uncharacterized. Bases 1 to 2007 code for a protein of 668 amino acids. Lineage: Eukaryota; Viridiplantae; Streptophyta; Magnoliopsida; Solanales; Convolvulaceae. The transcript has 2 exons. The record is from RefSeq and is a predicted model, not a curated record.